This is a messenger RNA of Thalassophryne amazonica, 1705 nucleotides long. Its product is annotated as kelch-like protein 10. The record is from RefSeq and is a predicted model, not a curated record. Gene Ontology annotation, molecular function: protein binding. The transcript is spliced from 5 exons. The coding region runs from base 8 to 1684 and encodes 558 amino acids. NCBI's taxonomy places the organism in Eukaryota, Metazoa, Chordata, Actinopteri, Batrachoidiformes, Batrachoididae.
GAAUGAGAUGCCUCUGGAGGGCAACCUUACUGAUGCCGAAAUCAAAGUUCAAAAUGCCACUUUUCCGAUCCACAAGGUCAUCCUUUCUAAUUGCAGCCUGUACUUCAGGGCUCUGUUCUCCCGCUGGCCAGCACCAGGUCAAACUGUUUACACAGCUUCUGAAUACUCACCUGAAAUUAUGCAACUCAUCAUCGAGUUUGCAUAUACCAAUACUGUUUUGAUGACAGAUGACAAUGUGGAGGAAAUUUUCUAUGCAGCGGAUUAUUACGGUAUCGCCGGCCUAAUUCACGCCUGCAUCACCUUCUUGGAAGAGCACCUCUGCCCACAGAACUGCAUCAACAUCUGUCGUUUGGCUGAUAAGCUCAGUUACGCAGAGCUUGGACACAAGGCCUACAACUUCCUCCUUGACCAUUUUGAAUCAUGUAUUGAUUCUUCUGGGUUCCUCCAGCUCUCACUGGAGGAACUGAAGGAUAUCAUCAAGAAAGAUGAGCUCAUUGUGAGAGAGGAGAGUAUAGUCAUUGAAGCCAUCCUGCGCUGGAUCGCUCACUCACCAAACCAACGAAACAGCCACAUUUUUGUCCUCCUGUCUAAGGUCCGCCUGGCGUUGUGUAGCACUGAAUACUUAAGGAACAACGUGCUAACAAACGCGCUGGUGAACAGCAGUGAAGAGUCUAUGCGCAUUGUUGAAGCCAUGAUUCAUAGAGACCCUCACUUCAUCAAUGCUUUUGCCCGUCCACGCUUCCCCACCGCCAUCUUGUUUGCAACUGGAGGAUGGAGUGAUGGCGGGCCAACAAGCAAAAUUGAAGUGUAUGAUAUCCGUGCAGACCGUUGGGUUGAUUUACCGAACAGUCUGGAGGAAACUUGUGCGUACCACGGUACUGCUUUCCUGGAUGGAUCACUGUACUGCGUUGGUGGCUUCAAUGGUGUGACGUAUUACGACACCCUCCUCAGGGUCGACCUGAGCACCCGCAUCUGGCAUAGAGAAGCACGAAUGCAGGAACGCAGAUGCUAUGUUAGUGUUUGCGUGCUGAAUGGGCUCAUCUAUGCCAUGGGAGGCCACGACGGGACUGACAGGCUCAACAGUGCUGAGCGGUACGACCCUCGAACCGAUCGUUGGACUUUUAUUGCACCCAUGCACGAGCAACGGAGUGACGCUAGUUGCGCCGUUCUCAAUGGCAAGGUGUACAUCUGUGGUGGAUUCAAUGGGACCCAUUACCACUCAUCUGCUGAAUUUUACAACCCAGAGACCGAUCGUUGGACAGAAAUUGCCCCAAUGACGAGACCGCGCAGUGGCUUUGGAGUCGUUGCCCAUGGAGGAUGUAUUUAUGCUGUGGGGGGUUAUGAAGGAACCACACGUUUGAGAAGUGCAGAGGUGUACAGUUUAGACACUCACAGAUGGGCUCCACUGCCUUCAAUGGACGUCCCCCGCAGUAAUUUUGGAAUCGAGGUCCUAGAAGACAUGAUUGUUGUGGCUGGUGGCUUCGAUGGGGCCGACGUCAUCAACACUGUGGAGUGCUACAACAUCAGAGCUGCUCAGUGGUCCAUGAUUUUGGACAUGGGCACCUCUCGUAGUGCUCUCAGCUGUUGCGUGGUGUCUGGAAUCCCCAGCAUGCGGGAGUAUGUCCCUGUCCGAGACUGGCCACAGGAUUAUGACAUGGAGGAGGAUUUAGAAGAACCCAACUGAUAUGGAACCUCUUCUUCCUCC